AUGGCUCUAAAUGAUUGUUUCCUUCUGGACUUGGCAGUGGACCGUUUCUGCAAUAUCUCCAAUCACAGCGAGGCUGUCUCCGGGAAUGAGGACUGGUUCUACCCCGGGAUCCUCUAUGCCAUCCCUGCAAUUUAUGGGGUUAUCAUUUUGAUAGGGCUCGUGGGCAACAUCACCCUGAUCAAGAUCUUCUGCACGAUCAAGUCCAUGCGCAACGUGCCCAACCUGUUCAUCUCCAGCCUGGCUCUGGGGGACCUGCUCCUCCUGGUAACGUGUGCUCCCGUGGACGCCAGCAGGUACCUGGCCGACCGAUGGCUGUUUGGCAGGGUCGGCUGCAAAGUGAUCCCCUUCAUACAGCUUACCUCGGUGGGGGUGUCCGUCUUCACGCUCACGGCUCUCUCGGCAGACAGGUACAAAGCCAUCGUCAGGCCAAUGGACAUCCAAGCAUCUCACGCCCUGAUGAAGAUCUGCCUCCAAGCCGCCCUGAUCUGGGUCAUCUCCAUGCUGCUGGCCAUCCCAGAGGCUGUGUUUUCUGACCUGCACCCCUUCCAUGAGGAAAGCACCAACCAGACCUUCGUUAGCUGCGCCCCAUACCCACACUCCAAUGAGCUGCACCCCAAAAUCCACUCCAUGGCCUCCUUCCUGGUCUUCUACAUCAUCCCACUGUCCAUCAUCUCCGUCUACUACUAUUUCAUUGCCAGAAAUCUCAUCCAGAGUGCUUACAAUCUGCCCGUGGAAGGGAACAUACACGUCAAGAAGCAGAUGGAAUCCCGGAAACGACUUGCCAAGAUAGUGCUGGUGUUCGUGGGCCUCUUUGCCUUCUGCUGGCUCCCCAACCACAUCAUCUACCUGUACCGCUCCUACCACUACUCCCAGGUGGACACCUCCAUGCUCCACUUUGUCACCAGCAUCUGCGCCCGCCUCCUGGCCUUCACCAACUCCUGCGUGAACCCCUUUGCCCUCUACCUGCUGAGCAAGAGUUUCAGGAAACAGUUCAACACCCAGCUCCUCUGCUGCUGGCCCGGCCUAUUGUCCCGCUCUCCCAGCACGGGCAGAAGCACCACCUGCAUGACCUCAUUCAAGAACACCAACCCCUCUGUGGCCACCUUCAGCCUCAUCAACGGCCACAUCUGUCACGAGGGGUAUGUCUAGUCUGACCCUCAGCCCCGCCCCCUGGAGACCCCUGGCUUUGCCCUGAGGCUGGUGGGGACCCUUGUGUCUCUUAUUGGCCUCUGUACCCACAGAGACCCUCUGGUGUAGGCGAGGGGGUGGGGUGGGCAAAUGGAUCACUGUUAGGUUUCAAAGGCGCCAUCAAGUCUUACAUUUUCCUUUUCAACCCGUGAGUGCUUCUCCAGAUGUAGGGCAAAUUUUCCCUUUUAUAGAAAAGGGGACAAAUAGGGAAUUAUUAGUUUAAACGUCAAGUCCAGAUUUACAGGCAUGGCCUAUUAACUCAUGGAAACCAUAUGAACAACCAGAUUUAUGGAGAAGAGAAAUCAUAUUUUGAAUAAUCACUUUGUGAAAGACUUCACCUUGCCAUUUCUUUAAGCAGAAGCUAGUGCUUUAAAAAUAUGAUAAUACAUGAACUGAGGAACAAAUUUUAUUUAUACUGCUAACAUGAAAAGUCAACUCCAUGCAAGAACCCCAUGUAUGAGGGACCAUCCCCUAAUUGAUACCACUGAAAGCCAGUUGAAUGAAAAACAAACCAUGGGCGCUGAUUUUUUUUUUAAAAAAAAGAUGUUACUGAGGACAUUGGAGAAACUCUCAGUACAUAAUUUUAAGAUUUAAACACAACUGAACACAUAAACACACAGAUAAAGGUUGAUUUGUGGCUGUGAAGUGAUACCACACACUCUGAAUUCUAACUCGAUGGAGGUAGGUCCAUUUUGCUGUUACCAAAGUUUAAUCAUCCAUAGUGUGAUUCCACCAUGGGAGAGAAAUCCUUUUAGGAAAAAAAAAGUGGCCAUGCUAUCAGUUCAUCAACUAUUUACAAGUGCAUACAGCAUAAUGUUUAUUCUUGGGAUACAGGUUUAUAACCAGGUGUGUUUAUUUAGAUUCAAUUGUUUUCGUCUGCUACAUGGAAGCAGUACCUUCAUACAUGAGAUGGAAGGGAUCAUAUUUGAUCAGAAAUACAAACGUGCUUAUACUUAAGGUUCACUUUGCCUAAAGUGUGUAGGAGGAAAUUUUAAACAUCCCUUUUUAAAACUUCUGUCUGAAUAAGUAUGAGAAAGUUCCAGUGUGCUCAACUUUAGGAACUGAUUGAAAAACAGCCACACAUACAUUUUAUUUCUACUGCAGAAGAGUAUUUAGGAAAUGGCCCAUGUGCAGAGAAAGACUGGACUGAAAUAUUUGUCUACGCGAAUAAAGUUGGCUCUAAACAGUUCGACUACCUUAUUUUCGAAACCCUGAACCAAGUUUUCCUGGACUUGAGGAUGGGCCAAUUCUGACUGACUGCAAACAUGUCAACCCGCCAUCUUAGUCUCCUAGGGCCACCGUGACAAAUUACCACACACCUGGUGGCUUCAAACACUAGAAAUUUAUUGUCCCACAGUUCUGGAGGCUAAAAGUCUGAAAUGAAGGUGUCAGCAAGGUCAUGCUCCGUUUGAAAUCGGUAAUGGAGAAUCCUGCCUUGCCUUUCCUAGCUUCUGGCAGUUGCUGGCAGUCCUUGGAGUCCUUAGCUUGCGGCUGCAGCACUCCAGCCUCUGCCUCCCUCAUCACAUGGCUUUCUCCCCUCGGGUGUCUGUGCCUCUUCUCCCCUUCUUAUGAGGACACCAGUCAUAAGGGGGUUAUGGGCCCACCAACGUCGGGGUGUCCUCGUCUUAACGAAUUCCACGUGCAGCGACCCUAUUUCCGAGGGCCUGGGCAUCAGAACUUCGACGUAUCUUUCUGGGGGACACAAGUUAUCCCAUAUCACCCACUUGUAGCUAAAUCCAAAUUCUGACAAUGUGCCCUAAUGUGUAUCCCUUACAUCCUAAGAUAAUUUUAGUUCGGGUUCUCUCUCUCCAGGGGAGGUAGAACAGUCAGCUCUCUUUACCACAUGGCACACAUUAAAAGCUUUUUGCCUUUUGAUCUGAGGAAGUGUUUGCUUUAAAGAUCAUUUCACAUUUUAAAUGUUUCAUGUCAUCUUAACCAUAAUAAUUGUACAAAUUAUAAAAUGUCUGCAGGGCUUUGGGAGUUAGGGCCAAGGCAGUUGUAGAGAUCCGUGUUCACAGCUGUGUUAGCUGGAGAGCAGCCUCUUCACUUCUUCACUACAUGUCCUUAUGUACUGUACACAUCUGCUUUCCUGCUAGCCCAUCAUUAACAUUGCACAGCUUGAAAAAGAAGACAGAUGGUGUCGGUGAAAGUACCAAGGUUUCUAGCCUGAUGUCCCAACUCUGUCUCCAGCUGUAUGACCUUGGCUAUCAAUUUCCCCUCUCUGGGCUCACUGUUUUUUUCAUCUCGAGCAUGAGAGGACAGUGCUAAAGUCCCCUCUACCUCUAAAAUUCUCCAAGUCUCUUCAUUGUUUCCAAUUCUGUCUCUAAAGCAUUUAUGUAGCCCAGUUGCUUAGGGCUGCCCCACUUCUGCUACUCUUGCCAACAACAGUUCUCUGGAAAUCCCUUCCACUGCCCUUCUAGGUGCAGGUGCACGUUAGCAGUAGGAAAGGAGUCUGACCACUCUGCUGCCUCCAGGGCCUCUGUGGAAUCAUUUGGAUGCAUGGCGCUCCAUUGGCUUGUUAUGUUUGGGGAUUACAGUUGUAGGAGACCUAAGAAAAUGCAUUGCUCGGUCCUUUCAUUGUACAGAAGGGACUCCUCCUCGUUCACCUUCUUCCACCUCCACGGACCUGUUGACUUCAGCAGGUUUCCCACACACCCUUGGCUUGCUUCAAAACCCUUCAUCAA
Messenger RNA from Choloepus didactylus (southern two-toed sloth), 3872 nucleotides. It is a transcript of the gene GRPR, whose product is annotated as gastrin releasing peptide receptor. Gene Ontology annotation, cellular component: membrane. Gene Ontology annotation, biological process: G protein-coupled receptor signaling pathway. Gene Ontology annotation, molecular function: G protein-coupled peptide receptor activity. Lineage: Eukaryota; Metazoa; Chordata; Mammalia; Pilosa; Megalonychidae. The transcript is spliced from 3 exons. Bases 1 to 1149 code for a protein of 382 amino acids. The record is from RefSeq and is a predicted model, not a curated record.